Molecule: messenger RNA, 1526 nt
Organism: Mustela erminea (ermine)
Lineage: Eukaryota; Metazoa; Chordata; Mammalia; Carnivora; Mustelidae
Gene: DYNLL1
Product: dynein light chain LC8-type 1
Exons: 4
Coding region: 426-695 (89 amino acids)
Biological process (GO): microtubule-based process; cilium assembly
Cellular component (GO): cytoplasmic dynein complex
Molecular function (GO): dynein light intermediate chain binding; dynein intermediate chain binding
Source: RefSeq, a predicted model, not a curated record
GGGAGAGCUUGGAGUCUGGCGAAUUGGGUUCGAUUUUCCGAAUUCUCUGAAGGCAGCUCCCUCGCCGGAUUCAUGGACAAGUGGCCGGGACAGGGGCAAGUGCCUGGGCCUCAGUUUUCUGCCUCUGUAGCGCUACCUCACAGGCUUUUGUGAGCACUCCUUGAGGUGACGCGGGUCGCGGCCCGUGUGGGGCCCGCGGGCAGUCACUCUUUGUGCGGGGCGCCGGAGGGAGGGAGCCAGGCCCGGGCCGCAGGCUGACCCUGCUGCGGCCUGAAGGAGUCCCGGACGGUGGCCUGGGUGGGGCCUUCGCGGCCUUCAAACUCAGGGGCUGCUCCUUCUUGGAACAUUGAUUUCUCCACCUCUGCCUCCCCAGUCUUUUGCUUGACCAAACUCUCCGUGGCCGCCAGAUCCCUGACUUGGUAACCAUGUGUGACCGAAAGGCCGUGAUCAAAAACGCCGACAUGUCGGAGGAGAUGCAACAGGACUCGGUGGAGUGUGCAACUCAGGCGUUGGAGAAAUAUAACAUAGAGAAGGACAUUGCGGCCCAUAUUAAAAAGGAGUUUGACAAGAAGUACAACCCCACCUGGCACUGCAUCGUGGGGAGGAACUUCGGUAGUUACGUGACACAUGAAACCAAACACUUCAUCUACUUCUACCUGGGCCAAGUGGCCAUUCUUCUGUUCAAAUCUGGUUAAACGCAUGGACUGUGUCACACACCCAGUGAUCCAUCCAAAACCAAGGACUGCAGCCUAAAUUCCAAAUACCAGAGACUGAAAUCUUCAGCCUUGCCUAGGGGAACACCUCGAUCUUUGAACCUUUAUUGUGUUGUUUUGUGCAGGGUAUUCUCUGUACAAAUUUGUUGUGGUUAUAAAACAAUUAGCAAAACAGCUUACAUUUGUAUUUAUUUUCUAUUCCAUACCUCUGCCCCAUGUUUUUUCUCCUCAAAAUCCAUUCCUUUCAAAUAAAUCUGUUGGAGAAGUGUGUGUUAGUUACGAUUUGUUCAAAUCUAGGGUUGAAAAUGGCCUAUUACUUGAUAGGUUAUUGGGGGUCAGGCCUUGAAGUGAGUUUCUGUGGGAUGUAAUAGACUAGCCUAUUCAUAGUGCUCUUGAGUCUUUGAUCUGUCCCAUCCUGCAGCUGUCGUGCAUGGAAGACUACUGCUCAGAAGUGCAUGUUGAGAAAUGCAUGGUGGAGAAACUUUUCGGUUAAAUCUCGGUACUAAUCUGAAAAAUAACUAUCCUUAAGUGCUCAUUUUGUUAAAAGAUGCUGUUCUGGACUUGGGGCCUCAGGUGGUGGUGAUGAAUGUGUAGAACUUUAUCAAAGUUCUCUUUGGUUGUAAAAUAGGCCAAUAACAAAGUUGCACUAAUGAGAAAUUGCUGGGCUAGUCUAGGCCAUCUGCCCCUGCCCCCUUUUCCUGCCCUGUCCCAAAAGGACACUCAAAGAUUAAAAGUGGUUUUAAAAGGGAAAAUGAAAGUUUUUGAGCAGCAGCCCUCCAUGUGAUUCCAAUAAAGUCUUUGCAGGAAUUUAAA